Messenger RNA from Mizuhopecten yessoensis (Yesso scallop), 1266 nucleotides. RefSeq lists its product as uncharacterized. The transcript is spliced from 6 exons. Bases 5 to 940 code for a protein of 311 amino acids. The record is from RefSeq and is a predicted model, not a curated record. Lineage: Eukaryota; Metazoa; Mollusca; Bivalvia; Pectinida; Pectinidae.
UAAAAUGGCGUUGCAAAAUGGUUGUAUGUUCGCGUUUUCCAUCUUAUCAAUUUCUUUGCCGCUUGUGACUGGAAACGGACAUCACAUGUCUUCUACUGGAGUUGAACCAGUUGAUAGAGUUGAACAAAUUCGUCAGCUGCUGGAGAAACUUGGUUACACCGACGACGACACAAACACGUGGCAUACCAGCAGAGACGGACAUCACGUUGUCGAAGUGAAGCCCUCUGACCCGGACUCUGCGUGGAGCGUCAAUAGCCAAGACUCAGUAGAUAUUUCGUACAACAGGAAUGCUGACGACGACAGUAAGAAAACAAAUAAAGCAUCGACUACGCAAAACAAGUUACAUGUGGUGCGUAAUACAACUAUAACACACGCGCGAGUACUUCAGGAAAAACCUCUUAUUGACAUCCAAGAUUCGACCUUAUGGCUUGGCGCAGGCCUUGGAGCUAUUGCAAGUCUGUCCGUACUACUGUUGAGUCUGGUGGUGUGGAAACUGGCCAGACGCUACUAUAGGCGGAAGCGUUGCAUAGACCUGACCGAGCUAAGUUUCUGUUCCCUGAAGGGAAAAAGAUGUGCGGCUCCAGUGUACGUAAGAUUGUCUCAGCUCCACAACCCAAGAAAACUUAGAAAUGGCUCACGUUAUGUGGUCAGUGUAUUAGACGAAUCCAACAAUUUUUCAAUCGACAGUGGAAGUGAAAGUAGUAGUUCUGAAGAGGAGCUCUUCAAUGCAUCUGGUUACAAGUCUUCUGACAACUCCUUCACGCAACAUUACAGUGGUGCCCGGGUAAAUCUGACCUCGACGCCAUUAAGAGGAUCACCGUCUGGUUUCGUCCGAGAACAGCCAGUCACACCACCGAAACCACGUCCUAAAUGUCAACGACCACUUCCCAUUUCUCCACUUGCACAAAGUAUGCCUUAUAGCACUCCCCACUCCACGUAAAAACACCUAACCCCAUGCAUAUUCUGAAGCAACAAAGAGCACAGUCAAACUAAGACAUGACAGCAGCUCCUAGAAAGACGAUCUACAGUGGGAAGGGAACUUCCUAGUUUUUACCUGUAUAUUUGAAAGAUGAAAAAAGAAAACAAUGAGGAAAAGAGAGUUCAAAAGACAGUUUAAAAAAGACAACAGAAAGAAGCUCAGAAUUAGCAAUACAGACGUAAUAAACGUCAUCCGUUGCUACCCAAUUGAUUCCUGCAUCAUUUCACGUGCAUUUAGGAUAUUUUCUGACGUUGAAGUAAGUUUCUAGUGUAUUUUUGCGAGGAGAU